UUUGUUACGUGCUCUCUCUACACUUUGGGGCCUGGGGCUAUUUUUUUGUUGGUAAGUUAUAAGUAGAUUUAAUAUUGUAAAAUUGGUAAUAAAAAUCAUGAUGGGCUCAAUUCAUAAUGCCGAGAUCCGGGCCUAAACACUCGGCCCAAUCAGUAUUCGGGCCUAUAAAUUGCAGGAUUCAAGAAAUUAGGUUUUACUCGUCGUUCACCAUCCGUUGACUGCUCUGCUCUUCUUCUCCAGCUGAGAUAUUAAUCAGUCGACGUAGUGUCCGAAGAGACCUGCCAAAAUGCAGAAUGAAGAGGGGCAAAAUAUGGAUCUUUACAUCCCGCGGAAAUGUUCUGCUACCAACCGUCUGAUUACGUCCAAGGAUCAUGCUUCGGUGCAGCUUAACAUCGGACAUGUGGAUGAGAAGGGCGUUUACACGGGCCAAUUCUCUACGUUUGCCCUAUGUGGUUUCAUCCGUGCCCAGGGUGAUGCUGACAGUGCUUUGGAUCGCCUCUGGCAGAAGAAGAAAGUCGAGGCCCGACAACAGUAGACCGUUGUGUCGUUGUGAUUCAGUUUUUAAUCUAGUUCUGGGUUCAAAUACUUAUUCUUGGAUGUUUCUCUUUUUGCAUAUUGUGUGUUAGUGACUUUGAUGUGGAUGCAAUUUUGUGCCAUUACUCAUUGAGGAGUUCUAAUAUUACAGUCAUUUUGGGCCCAA
Salvia miltiorrhiza (redroot sage) is the source of this 700-nucleotide messenger RNA. RefSeq names its product 40S ribosomal protein S21-2. Gene Ontology annotation, cellular component: cytosolic small ribosomal subunit; ribosome. Gene Ontology annotation, biological process: endonucleolytic cleavage to generate mature 3'-end of SSU-rRNA from (SSU-rRNA, 5.8S rRNA, LSU-rRNA); endonucleolytic cleavage in ITS1 to separate SSU-rRNA from 5.8S rRNA and LSU-rRNA from tricistronic rRNA transcript (SSU-rRNA, 5.8S rRNA, LSU-rRNA); translation. The coding region runs from base 287 to 535 and encodes 82 amino acids. The transcript has 4 exons. Gene Ontology annotation, molecular function: structural constituent of ribosome. Lineage: Eukaryota; Viridiplantae; Streptophyta; Magnoliopsida; Lamiales; Lamiaceae. The record is from RefSeq and is a predicted model, not a curated record.